Molecule: messenger RNA, 726 nt
Organism: Penicillium arizonense
Lineage: Eukaryota; Fungi; Ascomycota; Eurotiomycetes; Eurotiales; Aspergillaceae
Product: cytochrome b561 domain-containing protein
Exons: 4
Coding region: 1-726 (241 amino acids)
Molecular function (GO): transmembrane monodehydroascorbate reductase activity
Source: RefSeq, a predicted model, not a curated record
AUGGUCUCGGCAACGGGAAUCUCUCAAGAUUACCCAGUGACGAUUCAAGCGCGAGACGACGAGCCACUAUUAGGUCAUCUAGGAGAUAUCACACAAAAGCCCGGCGAGAGCAUUUAUUGGAACCUUUUCACGGGGACAGCAAGUAUUGCGCAAACAGGAAUCUGGAUUCUAGCAGCGCUUGUCUGGAAUGGGAUCUUAUCCCAUCCGCUAUCGUGGUUCACCCCGCAUCCACUACUCAGCGUCUCUGCACUUCUCCUUCAAGUCCAAGCAACGCUCAUCGUACAACCCACCGCCACCCCGCAACAGAAGCUAACGGGUACCCGCCUCCACUACCUCAUUCAACUACUCAGCAUCGUCCUUUUUAUAUCCGCCUUUGUCAUUAUCGAGGUUAACAAGGGCUCCUAUCCUCACUUCGUUUCCCUACACGGCAUCCUUGGCCUAAUAACUUACAUUACUAUCGCACUGCAAGCCGUGGUCGGGGUGAUCCAGUACUUUUUGCCUACUAUCUUGCUCGGCAGUGUCGACGCUGGCAAGCGGAUUUACAAGUAUCAUCGCUGGAGCGGCCAUGUUUUGCUACUGCUGGAGAUGGCAACUGUCGUGGCGGCGAUACAGACCACGUACAACGUGAUGGCGAUACACAUUCCUCUCUGGAGUGUGCUUGUAGCCAUUGUGUUGAUUCUCUCUGGGGUGGGUGCAAGGAUUAAGAAGCAUAAGUUGGGGCUGUGA